Messenger RNA from Adineta ricciae, 723 nucleotides. The record is from the annotation of a GenBank genome assembly. Lineage: Eukaryota; Metazoa; Rotifera; Eurotatoria; Adinetida; Adinetidae.
AUGUUUAUGACGAGAAGUGAAUACGAUCGAGGUGUCAACACCUUUUCGCCCGAAGGCCGUCUCUUUCAAGUUGAAUAUGCCAUCGAAGCUAUUAAAUUCGGUACAACAGCCAUUGGCAUAAUGACACAAGAAGGUGUUGUACUGGCUACAGAGAAACGUAUUACAUCGGUAUUGAUAGAACCACGCAGUAUUGAAAAGAUUGUCGAAAUUGAUGCACAUUGUGGCUGCGCGAUGUCCGGUUUAAUUGCUGAUGCGAAGACAUUGAUUGAUAAAGCACGUGUCGAAGCACAGAACCAUUGGUUUACACACAAUGAGCGAAUGACAAUCGAGUCGAUUACACAAUCUGUAUCAAAUAUGGCAUUGGCAUUCAGUGACGAUUCGGAAGAAGUUGCACCUAUUUCACGUCCAUUUGGCGUAGCACUUCUAUUUGCUGGUUGGGAUGAAAACGGUCCACAUCUAUUUCAUCUUGAUCCGUCGGGUACUUAUACAGAAUACGAUGCGAAAGCAAUCGGUUCUGGUAGCGAAGGUGCCGAUCAAACACUGCAAGAUGUAUAUCACAAAUCAAUGAAGUUACCGGAAGCUUGCAAGCAUAUUUUAACCAUUCUCAAACAAGUUAUGGAAGAAAAACUGAACGCUACAAAUGUCGAAAUGGCGACGGUCGAUGCACACGGUUAUCGCUUAUUUAAAAAAGAAGAAAUCGAUGAUAUUAUUAAGAAUAUGUAA